CCGGCGGGCUUUGGGCGCUGCACCGCGGCAAGAUGGCGGACAGGGAGGAGGCGCUGAGGGAGUUCGUGGCCGUGACCGGCGUCGAGGAGGAGCGAGCGCGCUUCUUCCUCGAGUCCGCCGGCUGGGACCUGCAGAUUGCCCUUGCCAGUUUCUAUGAGGACGGAGGUGAUGACGACAUCCUGACUCUUCCCCAGCCGACACCCAGCUCUAUAUCCAGAGGCACUGCGCCCAGUGACCAUCGGGUAACAUCGUUCAGAGACCUUGUUCAUGCACAGGAGGAUGAUGAGGAAGAGGAAGAGGGACAGCGGUUUUAUGCUGGAGGCUCCGAGAGAAGUGGACAGCAGAUCGUUGGCCCUCCAAGGAAGAAGAGUCCCAAUGAGCUGGUGGAAGAUCUAUUCAAAGGAGCAAAGGAACAUGGAGCAGUGGCGGUGGACCGGACAGCCAAGAGCAGUGGCGAGACUAGCAAGCCUAAACCUUUUGCAGGAGGAGGGUAUCGGCUUGGGGCUACUCCAGAGGAGGAGUCUGCAUAUGUGGCAGGAGAGAGGAGACAGAACUCUGCUCAGGAUGUGCAUGUUGUACUGAAGCUGUGGAAGAGUGGGUUCAGUCUGGACAGUGGAGAACUGAGGAGCUACCAAGAUCCAUCCAAUGCCCAGUUUCUUGACGAUAUCCGUAGAGGGGAGGUCCCAGCAGAGCUGCGCAGGUUAGCACGGGGUGGUCAAGUGAACUUGGAUAUGGAGGAUCACCGUGAUGAGGAUUAUGUGAAACCUAAAAGUGUCUUCAGAGCCUUUACUGGAGAAGGACAGAAGCUGGGCAGCACUGUCCCCCAGGUGAUGGGCACCAGUUCACCAGCCCAGCAGGCAGAGAAUGAAGCCAAAGCCAGUUCUGCCAUCAGUAUUGAUGAGUCGGAGCCCAUCACCAACAUUCAAAUCCGGCUCGCUGACGGCGGGCGACUGGUCCAGAAAUUUAACCACAAUCACAGGAUCCGUGACAUCCGGCUCUUCAUAGUAGAUGCCCGGCCAGCAAUGGCUGCCACCAGUUUCAUCCUCAUGACCACCUUCCCAAAUAAAGAGCUGACUGAUGAGAACCAAACCCUGAAGGAAGCCAACCUGCUCAACGCUGUCAUUGUUCAGCGGUUAAUAUAAAGGAACUCAUCUCUCGCCACACGCCUGCCUGCAGUGCGCAUGUGCCGUCUCGUCCUGUGCGUGCACCUGUGCCGUGCAGCACAGGCUCACAUCUACUCGUAGCGCUGGGUUCUUAGGUCUUGGUUGGACUUUUUUCUCUUUAGUUGCAUUUCCCAUGUUUUUUUUUUUUUUUUGUGAUGAUCAGUGGACUUUAAAAUAAAUAAAAUGAACCAGUUUUGAAA
This is a messenger RNA of Rhea pennata, 1363 nucleotides long. RefSeq names its product NSFL1 cofactor (gene NSFL1C). The transcript has 9 exons. Gene Ontology annotation, biological process: proteasome-mediated ubiquitin-dependent protein catabolic process; membrane fusion; autophagosome assembly. The record is from RefSeq and is a predicted model, not a curated record. Gene Ontology annotation, cellular component: cytosol; nucleus. NCBI's taxonomy places the organism in Eukaryota, Metazoa, Chordata, Aves, Rheiformes, Rheidae. The coding region runs from base 33 to 1142 and encodes 369 amino acids. Gene Ontology annotation, molecular function: ubiquitin binding.